AUGCCGAAUAGGUUGUCUAAAUUGUUCUCUCCCGACAAGGAGAAGGAAGCACUUGCUGAGGCGGAGAGACGCUCAGAGGGCUCAGGCUCACAAUCACCACCACCGGGCUAUCAACGAACGCGAGCGGACCAUGAGCACGACGAAUUCGAUCGCGACAACGCAAUCGACAUUCCGGACAUCACUGCCGGCUUUUCUAAUCUUACGAUUUCGAAUUCCAAAGAUGGUUUCCCCGCUACAGAGGAGGUCAUAGCCCACCUCAAGCUACUCGAAUGCUUCUACAGGCUGAAGCAAUCGGUCGCCUCCCAGGACGGAUUGUUCGAGAUUUCGGAUGGACUCGUUACCAGUCAUAACCUAUCAGACGGCGAGAGUACUGCAGAAUGCCUUGCGAAACUAGCCGAGAAGCGAUGGUCUAUUUAUGUUCAGCGGGCUGUCUAUCGAUAUGAGUCGUGGUUGUGGGCAGUCGAUCCAGGCGCAAGGGCGCCCCGGAGAUCCGCACUUGAACGCGAUGCAAAAUCUGGCUCGCUUUUAGAGGGUGGCCAGACUUUGCCAAUCAACAAGCGUAACCUCCCUCCAGUGGAUGUGCUCAUGGUCUGGCAUGCCCACAUGCUGAAUCCGCGAGCCUAUCUUGAGGACUGUAUGAGACAGGGCCGAAUGGACUUCUGGYGGGGCGGCAUGCCUUGGAGUGAUGUUGCAGAGAGCAUCGACUCGGAGACCUUCACGUAUGAUGCCAGCGCGCCGGCGCAGAGCAAAUGGAACUCGUCCCUGGACUCUCCCUGGGAUAAUCUUAGGGAUCCUGAUUCGAAUAGAGUUGUCAACUGUAAUUCUUGCAAUCAGGAGAAUCAUGUCCGGUGGACGACUUGUACAGAAGGUCGUUUCUCCAAAACCUUUACUUCCCUAGAGGACGUCUCGCGAGCGGUCGACCAGAUGCUCUCUUCUGGAAGUGGUUUCUCCGACAAAGGCUUUCUACACUUCUGCAGAUCCUGCGCGCGGCCAAUCACCCAUGAGUCUCUGCAAGCUGGUAAAAUGUACAGAGACAUUGAACUGCUCAUGAAGCACGACAAACCGCUUGGCGGGACAGUGCUUGGUCUUGCUGGCAUCCCUAAGCUGGCAUUUGGCCGAAAAGAUGAUAUCCUCGACGCACCAAAUAUCUUAUUCCGCAACGGACUGGGGAAGCAUAUUCUGUAUGAUCCUGUAGGACGUCCCGAAUCUGUUAGCGACAUCCGACAGCGUAUCGAGUCAGCCAUGACUGAUCGUGCGAUUAUGCGUGCAGCAAGAGGCGGCACCAGGUCAGGGGCGCUGCUGAGAACAGAUCGAAUUGCAUUACGCAAGAUGAUGAGUCGCUACUGGGACAACGGGAGUCCCUUCGCACUCGAUCUUGUCGGGGCAGUUGUUCGUCAGGGCAGCUUCAUCGAGAAGAUGCACAACAUCGACUGGCUCCACUCUCCAGCUCUUCACGGUACAGUCAGUCGAUUGAUUGAGAAAUACGCAGUCUUCAUGAAGAUCUUGCGCAUGUGCCCGCCGAAUCAAAUGGCGGUUCCUACCCUCGAUGUUGAUCUGGCGUGGCAUACUCAUCAACUCAUGCCACGAAACUACAUGCAAUACACAAUCACGAAGUGCAAACAGUUCGUCGAUCACGACGACAAAGUCACCGAAACCAAGCUCAACGACAGCUUCGCCUGGACAAGCAAGACUUACCAGCGAAUUACAGGCCAGGCAUACUCGGAAUGCACGUGCUGGUACUGCGAAGCGAUCCGCGAAUCGCACACCGGUGCCGCCAGUCGUCUGCUGGGCGGAAACAAUGCGAGAAUCAUAGAUCAGCUGCACGCAUCAGGAGACCAAGACCCACGAAAGAGUGUGCAUAUCUCCGCCCACAAUGCAGUGCGUCCCGACGAUGAUACACAUACUGUUCUAAGUAAGAAGAAAGCCGCUGAGUUGGAGAGGCAAUAUCAGAAAGCCUGCGAAAGAGCCAUCAAGAAGGGGAAGCCAGCGCCAAAGAGGGACGAUUACUACUAUUCAGAUGCCUAUGGUUAUCCCGUUUACAUACCUGCGUACAGUCCAUACGUGGGAUUCGUCCCGUACGCACCGAUGUACUAUCCUGUCACGCCAGGAUGCAUGGCUGUAGGGGCGGGUGCUGCUGGCAAUUGCUGUGCUGGUACGUGUGGUGGUGGAGCGGCUGCUGGUGGCUGUGGUAGCGCAGCUUCUGGUGGGUGUGGAGGUGGAGGUAGUGGUGCUGGCUGUGGUGGUGGCGGCGGCGGAGGUGGAGGGGGAGGUUGCGGAGGUGGAGGUGGAGGCGGAGGUUGCGGUGGCGGAGGAGGAGGUUGCUGA
This is a messenger RNA of Ramularia collo-cygni, 2325 nucleotides long. RefSeq names its product related to large-conductance mechanosensitive channel. The transcript has a single exon. Lineage: Eukaryota; Fungi; Ascomycota; Dothideomycetes; Mycosphaerellales; Mycosphaerellaceae. The record is from RefSeq and is a predicted model, not a curated record. Bases 1 to 2325 code for a protein of 774 amino acids.